AAAUUAUAGAUAGAAUUUUUUUUGGGGGCAAUGUCGGGGUCUCGUGGGUACACUCUGGUUGAUGGAUCUGCCAGCACCAGUAUGGAGUCUGGGAGCCAGGGAAAAUUGCUAUCGAGGGGCACAAUUGAUAAAUACAGCUCGACUUAUGUACCUCAUGAUCGAUUGUCUAGGUAUACUACAGCAAUUUCAAAUUUAAUUCCUGUGAGAUUUAGAAGAGUUCCAGGUUCAGAAAUUCCUGUAGACAAAAUCGGACUCUUCUCGAGUGUAUCCUUCAACUGGCUGAACGAAUAUGUGUCCGCAGGAUAUAAAAAGAGAAUAGGCGAGAAGCCGCUGCCCACCGUAUCUCUGCAAGAGUCCUGUCAAAUUAAUGGACCAAGAAUAGAUUCUCUGUGGCAUAAUGACAUUGUCAAGAGAGGACAGUCAGGGGCCUCAGUCCCCAGCAUCGCCUGGCAGUUUGUGAAGACUCGAGUGCUCGUUUCAUCCCUAAUCCACCUCCUGGGGAUGAUCAUCGCUCUCUGCAGUCCUAUCCUGGUGCUCCAGAGGAUAAUAUACUCCACGGAGGAUCGUCUCCAAGUAUUCCCAGACCCCGCGCCCCCUAAAAACUCCUCAUCCCUCCCUCCCGCCGCCCCCUCAACCCUCAACACAACGAGAUCAAUCGAAAUCUCGGAGGACUUUGAGCGCAUAAUUCUCAUGGACAACGUCAUCAUCUCCACCCACGUGGUCCUCCUCAUCUCCGUCGAGACGAUCUCUUACUUUUUAAUCGCGUGGAGUGCGGCGAUGAACCUCAGGACAGCAACGAGACUGCGAUCUGCUUGCUUGGCACUAGCUUACAGGAAACUCCUGAGAUCUUCGGUGAGAUACGCAGCUCCGGUGCACCAGACCCUGACGUACUUCGUCCCCGACAGCAACACCCUCUUCGAACUGAUCAGCAAUGGUCCCCUGAUCUUCUCAGGGCCACUGAUCCUCCUCCUGUCGUCGCUAUUCAUCUGGCAUUCUAUGGGGCACUGGGCCCUCAUCGGCAUCGCUGUCCUCGUCGUCUUGUACUUCGGACUCAUCCUGAGUGCCUACUUGACGAAGGUAUUCGCCACGAGAGCCAUGAAGUUCUCCCUGCGGCGGAUCAGUUUGCUGCAGGAGUUCAUCGAGAAAAUUUGCAUCGCAAAAAUCGGAAAGUAUGACAAACGAUUUGCAUCGGGAAUUCGAACGAUCAGGGAGAUGGAGCUCAAGGAGAUGAAGCUGGGGGCCCUGAGCGAGGGCUGGAGCCUCUGCAUGGUGCAUGUGAUACCUAUUGUCACUGUCAGCGCUAUGACCAUGGCGUAUUUGAUCAAUCAUAAUUACGUUGUUUCGGCGAAUUACAUUCCAUGUCUCGUCCUCAUCCUCCUGAACCUGAAGCACUGCGUGAGAAGUAGUUGGCUCGCGAUGAGCAGUAUCUCAAGAGGCGUGGCUUCUCUAAAUAAACUCAAAGCAAUCUUGAUCUUGAAAGAUACGAAUCGUUUCACGGACAAGCCCAUCGAUAGGAACCUCGCGAUCGCGAUAAACGGAGGUACCUUCACCUGGUCCCAAGAUAACUCCCCCGUUGACCGGAUAAUCCGAAGUUCCUCGCAAUUUAUUCUGGACGAGACGCCCACGCAGAUGACGAAUCUGUCCCCCUCCCACACCCUGUUGGAGGUGAAUUUUUACGCGCCGAAGGGGCGACUGAUCGGCGUCUGCGGCUCCUCCAAGAGUGGAAAGAGUUCUCUUCUCCAGGCGAUUAUGGGACAGUUGCAUCAUGCUGGUGGACAUGUAGCCAUCGACGGGAGUUGCUCGUAUGUCCCAGAAGAGGCUGGCCUCUUCGAGGGAACUCUCAAGGAGAAUAUCAUCCUCGGGGAGGCCUUCGACGCCUCCUGGUACUACAAGACCAUUCAAGCCUGCCGGCUGAACGAAGACCUCAACUCACUACCGGGGAGUGACGACACUGACGUCUCGACUGUGGAGUUGACCAACUGCCAGAGGCAGAAGAUCGCACUCGCCAGGGCGGUUUACAAUAAUAGGGAUAUUAAUUUGUUGGAUAAUCCUCUGGGGGAUGUUGAGAGACCGGAGGGGACUGAGAUCUUCGAGAAAGCCAUUGUCCAGCUGCUGGGGGAGAAGUGUGUGAUUCUAGUCUCGGAUAAGAUCCAAUUUUUAAACAGAUGUGAUACAAUUUACGUAAUGAAAGAAGGAAAAAUAGUUGAGCAAGGGAGCCACGACGAGCUCCUCCAGUGGAACAGUGAGUACACUGAUCUGAUCAAGACCUUUGGCAGAAGACAAGAGGGAACUAUCAACAAAGACGCCGCUGAGUCCGUCAGGGGGAAGCAUUUAUCCAAUGGACCUAGUAUUUCUGAUAGUAUUCUUGACAUCUCGACUCAGGUAGAAAGGGAUUCCGACGAGGAGGGAGGGACGAGGAUGGAUCGACUGAAAUCGGAGCUGAAGUACAAGGCUUACAUCAACGGGAACAGGGGAUGGUGGCAUGGCGCAAUCGUCUGCACUCUCUCGUUACUUUAUUCCAUCCCCAUCGCUGCUGCUCCCCUAGUUUUUACUUACAUUGCCCAGAAAAUGUUGACCAACACCACAAUGAUCGCAGUGAUCCUCGCAUUUAUGGUCGGAUUCAUAAUUUUCUGGGGCUUAAUUCUAAUGAUUAUUUAUAAUGAGGAUGUGUUCACUUCAGCCAGGAAUAUCCACGAGCUCUGGCUCCAGAAGAUCAACAAAGCGCAGAUCUCCGUUUUCUCCACAGCCUCCUCAAUAAUCCUCCUGAACAUUUUUAGUUUGAAUCUUCAGGAGGUCGAUUACAUGCUACCGAGACUGAAAAUAACAGCACUAACGCACGUUGGGAUUAGUUUCUUCAGUAUAAUCAUUCUUGGGAUUCUUUCCCCCUGGUUACUGCUGCCUGCGAUAAUCUUCAUGUCUGCUAUGUUUGCGUAUAAUUUUUACGUUAGAGGACUUCUUCUGGCCCUCUACGAACUAAAAAUCCACUCAGUAACUCCAAUAUACACCCACACGAUCAACACAGUGCGCGAGAGAGCUGUGAUCCAGGCAUACCGAAAAGAGAGAGAAUUUUCGAAAAAGUUCUACAAGCACUGCAACGCCAAUUUGGCUUAUGACUUUCUGCUGGACGCCCUGAAGCUCUGGGUGGAGUUCAGGAUAAAAUUCCUCUCCGCCCUCACCCUGGCCAUCAUCAUGAUCAUCUGCGCCUCACUGAGUGCGAUCAAGGUUCGGUACGAGGUCCUGGGAUUGGCUUUCAUCUGCACUCUUCAACUCACCCAGAGUGUUAUUCACUUGACUGGGGCUGUGAUGAGUGGCAAUGGGAGUCUUCUGACUAUUGGAGUUGUUGACAAGUACAUUAUGAAUAUUCCCCAAGAGAAGACGGAAGGCGAUAACAUCCGGAAGCAGUGGCCAGCGGUUCCCGACAUACACUUCCAGGACGUCCUCCUGAGUACCAACUCCCCGAUAGACCAAGAGCCCCUGAAUUUUUCAAUCUACGCCGGAGAAAAAGUCGCAUUCCGAGGACUCGACCCCGAGUUGCAGCGAGAUCUGGUCAAGUGUUUGCUCCAGAUCAACGAAGUCUUCGCGGGGAACAUCAUCAUCGGUUCCCUGAAGAUCUUCGACAUCAGCAUCGAGGUCCUGCGAGAUCACGUUGAUUACAUUCCCAAAGUUCCAGUUCUGUUCGAUGGAACUGUGCGGUACAACGUGGACCCCAAUCGUCGCAACAGCGAGAAGACUGUUGUGAAAACUCUCCAGAAGAUGCUCUUGUGGGAGAAAAUAGUGAAGCUAGACGAACGACUGGACAAUGACACUAGCAACAUCUUCAGUCUUGUGGAGAAGAAACUUCUUUUGUUGGCGAGGAUUUACUUGAAAUCAGUGGCUUUUAGUAAACAUAUAAUAAUCAUCGAGGAAUUGGAUCAGGAUGCUGAAAUACUGGAUGGCCUCUUCCAGGAUGUCCUGAAGCAAUUCACUGUUAUCGUGCUCUCUAGUAAAUCCAGCUGGAACGCUCAACGUGUGAUAAGGCUCAAUGACCACAAAACGAUAAAAACGGCGACGACAUCACCAUCAUCCCCAGCUGCCUCCACUUUAUUAUCAGUACCAAAAAAUAUUGAGACAAGUUUCUAGCUCCACCUCAUAAAUAUACAAUUACAACAAAU
Messenger RNA from Diachasma alloeum, 4151 nucleotides. Its product is annotated as multidrug resistance-associated protein 9. Gene Ontology annotation, cellular component: membrane. The transcript has 14 exons. The record is from RefSeq and is a predicted model, not a curated record. Gene Ontology annotation, molecular function: ATP hydrolysis activity; ATP binding; ABC-type transporter activity. Bases 31 to 4119 code for a protein of 1362 amino acids. Gene Ontology annotation, biological process: transmembrane transport. Lineage: Eukaryota; Metazoa; Arthropoda; Insecta; Hymenoptera; Braconidae.